UUCUUAGUAGCUAAUCAUUUAUCGGGUUCCUAAAAAGCGCGGGAAAGAGGUUACCCACAAUUCUCUUCUCGUUGACUUCGCUGGAAGACAUUGCUGAUUGCGCAGAGAAAAUGGAAGAAAACUGGGAUGAAGAUGUUUCGGGCACUUCUUUGAGUACAAGCCAACAGUUUGCUCUGAGAAUGUUUUGACUAAGCCAAGAGGGUUCGGCCGAGGAAAAAUCUUGGUAGACAACAUGAAUGCUUUGAACAUUAGUGGAGAUGCACAAAAUAAACCUCAUACAAAUGGAUGUGGUCCAAAGAUAGGUUCAGUAUUUGGGAACAACACUUUUAGUAAGAAAGAAACAAGUAACAAUGACAUCGGGUGGAAUGAAGAUGCCAUAUUGACUGCAGAUGGUGAUAGCAGAGGCAGUGGUACCUUUCGAGGAUUUGAUUCAGAGAGAGGUGGAAGAUUUGGGACUACUAACGAUGCUCCUAGAGGUGGAAGGUUUGGUCCAAAAGAUGGUGCUGGAGGAUCUGGGUGCCACAGGUGUGGUGAAGAAGGACACUUUGCUAGAGACUGCCCCAGUGGUGGCCGGAGUAGCUCUGGCUGCCAUAAAUGCGGAGAAGAAGGGCACAUGGCCAGGGAAUGUCCAAAUAACAGAGGAGGAGGACAUAGUUCAGGCUGUCGAAAGUGCGGAGAACAAGGACACUUUGCUAGGGAAUGCCCAAAUGGAGAUGUUGGUUCUGAGGGAAACAGUUGUCGAAAGUGCGGGAAAGGAGGACACUUUGCAAGAGAGUGCCCUGAUGGUGGAGAGGGGAGCUUCGGUGGUAGUGGAUGUCGGAAAUGUGGAGAAGAAGGACACUUUGCACGAGACUGCCCGAACAGUGGCAGUGGUAAUGCUGGUGACAGGCCAAAAGAGAACUACAUACCACCAGAUCUUCCAGAAGAUGAGGCAUCGGUGUUUCAACCAAGCAUUCAGAAAGGAAUUAACUUUGACAAAUAUGACAAUAUUGCGGUGGAAGUGACAGGAGAUGACAAGUUACCACCCAUUAACUCCUUUGAUGAAGCUGAUUUGCUGCCUACCUUUGUGAAGAAUAUUAAACGUGCUAAUUACACCAAGCCUACCCCAAUCCAGAAAAAUGCCAUACCAACCAUUUUAGCUGGAAGAGACCUUAUGGGUUGUGCUCAGACUGGUUCUGGAAAGACUGCUGCUUUUAUUCUUCCUGUUUUGACGGCAAUGGUCAGAAAUGGGCUGACAACUGGAAAAUUCAGUGAAGUGCAAGAGCCACAGGCUAUUGUCAUUGCACCAACUCGUGAGUUGGUUUUGCAGAUUUAUGGUGAAGCUCGAAAGUUUGCAUUUGGCACAGACAUUCGCCCUGUAGUGGUGUACGGGGGAACUUCUGUCGCUCACCAGCUACGACAGGUAGAGCAGGGGGCACACUUUGUGGUUGGCACGCCAGGCCGUCUGCUGGAUUUUGUCAACAGGGGGAAGUUGAGUCUCCGAAAGGUAGAGUUUCUAAUUUUGGAUGAAGCUGAUAGAAUGUUGGACAUGGGAUUUGAGCCUGACGUUCGUAAAAUUGUUGAAACACUUGGCAUGCCUCCCAAGGGCAAGCGCCAGACUCUCAUGUUCAGUGCCACUUUCAAAGAGGAGAUUCAGAAGCUGGCUGCUGACUUUCUGCAGAACUACCUUUUCAUAACUGUGGGGAUUGUGGGAGGAGCCUGCAGUGAUGUUGAGCAAAAAUUCUUUGAAGUCGAUCGCUUAAAAAAGCGUGAGCAUCUGUGCAACAUUCUGAAUAACUCAGGUUCAGACAAGGUUUUGGUGUUCGUCGGACAAAAACGUAAUGCAGAUUUCUUAGCUUCUUACUUGUCACAGUCAGGUUUCCCAACCACAAGUAUUCAUGGUGAUCGCCUACAACGUGAACGAGAAGAAGCAUUACACGAUUUCAAAACGGGAAAACUGCCUAUUCUUAUUGCAACAAAUGUUGCUGCACGAGGUUUGGAUAUCCCUGAGGUCAAACAUGUUAUUAACUAUGACCUGCCUGCAGAAAUCGAUGAGUAUGUGCAUCGAAUUGGCCGAACAGGACGAUGUGGUAAUCUGGGGAAGGCUACAAGCUUCUACUCUCAUGAUACAGAUAGUGCCCUUGCUCCAAACUUAGUCCGCAUCUUGAAAGAGUCAAGACAAGAGGUGCCAGACUGGUUGGAAGCAUAUGCUGCCGGAGGAUUUAGUGACUACAGCAGUGUUAGUCAGUUUGGUGGCAAGGAUAUAAGACGGCAGAGGGGAGGAAAGUAUGGUGGCGGCGGCGGCAGCAGUUUCACAGGUGGGGAACCCAGCUUUACAAGUGGAGAGACAGACUUAGAUUUUGGUGGCUCUUACAACGCUGGUGGUGGUGGUGAUGAGGAAUCCUGGGACUAACAUGAAAGGAACUUAUCACCAAUGCUGUGUGCAACCACAUUCCACAAAGGCUGUUUUGAACUUUGAUGCAAAAAAAACUUGAAUUAUAAUUCUGUCGACAUUGAUAUACUCUUUUUGUUUAGCC
Pomacea canaliculata is the source of this 2516-nucleotide messenger RNA. RefSeq names its product probable ATP-dependent RNA helicase DDX4. Gene Ontology annotation, biological process: gamete generation; cell differentiation. Gene Ontology annotation, cellular component: nucleus; P granule. Gene Ontology annotation, molecular function: ATP binding; RNA binding; RNA helicase activity. Bases 233 to 2392 code for a protein of 719 amino acids. The transcript is spliced from 13 exons. The record is from RefSeq and is a predicted model, not a curated record. NCBI's taxonomy places the organism in Eukaryota, Metazoa, Mollusca, Gastropoda, Architaenioglossa, Ampullariidae.